AUGAACCCUUUUGAGAUCGUUUUAGGCAGACAGCCUAUGACACCACUAGAUGUUGCCAAAUCUAAAAAUCAGGGAAAGUGUCCAGCAACAUAUAGGGUUGCAAGGGACAGACUUGAAAUAUUAUCCGAGGCACAUGAUAUCUUGCACAAGGCUCAGCGGCGCAUGAAGAAGUAUGUUGAUCAACAUCGUCGCUCUAUUGAGUUCAAUGUGGGUGACAAGGUGUUACUGAAACUUACCCCACAAAUCUGGAAACAGAUUGUAAGUAAGACAAGACAUUGGGGUUUGAUUCCUAAGUAUGAUGAUCCAUUCGAAGUGGUUAAACGAGUGGGCGAAGUUGCUUAUAGGUUAAAUUUCCAGAAAGAUGCAGAUGAUCCGGAUAGGAACAUGUCAAAGAGGGCUCUUCCAUCAGAACCUACACAGUAUGAUGCUAAAAUUGAGAAGAUCCUUUAUCACCGGGUUUUGGGCACAAGUAAGAAGAAUACUAAGAUAGAAUUCUUGGUUCAUUGGAAAGGCAAGAGUGCAACUGAUGCAUUUUGGGAGAAGGGAAAAGACUUAUGGCAGUUUGAUGCUCAAAUCGAGGACUAUCUUCAAAUAGUCUUGAUGACGACAUCGAGUUCAAGUGGUGCGAGUGGUCUUUUAGACCCGCAAACUACUUGA
Solanum lycopersicum (tomato) is the source of this 657-nucleotide messenger RNA. NCBI's taxonomy places the organism in Eukaryota, Viridiplantae, Streptophyta, Magnoliopsida, Solanales, Solanaceae. The record is from RefSeq and is a predicted model, not a curated record.